Branchiostoma floridae (Florida lancelet) is the source of this 6774-nucleotide messenger RNA. Its product is annotated as centrosomal protein of 152 kDa-like. The transcript is spliced from 32 exons. NCBI's taxonomy places the organism in Eukaryota, Metazoa, Chordata, Leptocardii, Amphioxiformes, Branchiostomatidae. The record is from RefSeq and is a predicted model, not a curated record. Gene Ontology annotation, cellular component: centrosome. Gene Ontology annotation, biological process: centriole replication. Bases 173 to 6229 code for a protein of 2018 amino acids.
AACCCUGGAGAAGUUACUUUGUGUAACAGGUGGUUUCUCUAAAGUUUUGAAGAAAAGAGCUGGAGAUGGAAUAGAAUCUUUAGUUUCUGUCUACUACGAGUAUUGUUAGGAAGAUGAGGCCAGUUUCGUGGUAUUUAGAGGCCAGGUCGAGCCCCGAUGACCUGGCGCCAGCAUGGUGCGUGUGAUGGGCGAUGAGUUGGACAGCGAUAGCACAGGGAGCCUGCCCGUGGAGCGGCCAUGUGUGAUGGGCAGUGAAUCGGACGUGGAGAGCACGGGGAGCACAGAGAGUGUUCCUGUAGAAGUGGAAGAGGUACAAGAGAUUGAGGAACUUCUUCACAAGUUGAGAGCUCUCCUGUCAGCAGAGCUCCCUGAUGACUUGUUGGACGAUGACAGCGCGUCAGCUUCAUCGCUGUCAGAUAGCGGACGUCUCUCAGACAGUGGGCGCAUGUCUGACACUGACAUGCUCAGAGACAAAAGGCCAAGGCUUAAACAAUGGCAGGCUGAACAGCAGUGGAUACAGCAGGGUGGGGGAGGGCUGUACACCUCAACCCCCAUGGUAGGGACAAACGCACCUCCGCUCAAGACCCCUGGGGGCAUCCAGGACUAUCAGACUGGAAUGAAUGGAGGACAGUACCAGCAUCCCGACCAGUACAGUUACCAUAGCAAUGGAGGCUACCCGUCCCAACAGUACAUAGAACAUGGUUCCCAUGGUAACGGCUACCCACAAGUGGCAGGUUGGGAAGGGCAGUAUGAGGGACAGCCAGGACAGUACGGCCAUGCUGAUGAGCAUGGAGCCUUUGAUUACCAGCAGCGUGGUGAAAUCGACGGUGCCACUAACUCGGACGACUGCAGCAGCGUAAAUGGCCACUACCAUGGUAAUGAUCAGUACCACUUACAGCAGAACUACGGUCACGGCUAUUACCAUGGCAACAACGGGGACGGGCAGCCAGCCCCGCAGGAGUUCAAUGGCUACCAUGGGGGCUAUGAGAAUGCUGAUUACGGCUACCCCUACAGGCAGGAGAAGUACCCUCCAGAAGGAGUGAGAGAGGUGUCCCCAGGAGGACAGAUGAAAGAUUCCCAUUCCUUAGAAGACUACAAGGUCGUGUACAGCAAAGUUCAUGACCAGGGAGAGGAGCAUGAUGGGAAUGAUGUGACACCAAAGAACGGAGUGGAUGUUCAGGAGGACAAGUUUGACAGGAUGCAGAAAGAAUUCCUGGAUUCUGGCUCACCAAAGCUGUUCUCUGAAGGUGCAGGAGAUGGCAGACAGCUGGCACAGCUGCAGAUCCUGUACAAGGCCAGAGGCAGGAAGCUGGAGGAGCUGACUCAGCAGCUGGACAUGCUGCGGGAGGACUCUGCUCGCGAGAAGAGAGUGCUCAGUCAUCAACUCGCUCUGGCUAAAGGUGAGAAGGACGGUAUGCAGGCCAGCUUACAGCAGUGUCAGCAGCUCCUACAGGAAACUAAGGAUGAACUACAGACCCUACAGGGGAGGGUGUCUGCUGCAGAAACAUGGGCACAGGCAGCGGAGACAGGCAAGGGGGAGUUGCUGAAGAAGCUUCAGUCAGCUGAGUCAAACAUCGAGAGUUUGAACCAGCAACUGAUGGACCUAGGACAGUCGGAGUCGCUGAGCCGUGCACGCGACCAACACCAAGCCGUGGUCGCCACAAUACAGCAGCGCUACGAGCAGGAGGUGCUACAGUUGAAGGAAAAAGUGGACGAGACAGCUGCAGCUUUGGAACAAGAGAGAGAGCACGUGGAGAAACUGCAGAGAGAAAUCCAGGAGACCAGAAUGGCAUCUGAGGAGGCUCAGUUUGAGAGGGCAGAUGUCAUCAACCGACUGACUCGUAGUCUGGAGGACAGUCAGAAACAGUGCAGAGAGCUACUACAAACAGGAACAGUUCAGGAAAUUGGCCAGUUGAAGAUCCAGCUUCAGCAGGCCAAUACCAGCAAGGCGCUGAGUGAGGGAAUGUACCAGGCUCUACAGGAUGAGCUAACAGAGCUGAAAGAGCAGCUGCAGAUGUAUGAGAAUGCUGCCCAGUUUGGAGUCUUUGCCACCCCUCCUAAUGACUCCCACUCUGACUCUUACGUUCAACUGGGCAUCAAGAAGGACCUGGACUGGAAAACUCCGAAGAUUCACAGACCCAAUGUUUGUGAGAACCUAAGCCCAGAGGAGGUUGUGGUUGGUCUGAAGGCAGAGUUGGAGCGUUCCCUCAGCACCAACCGCUCCAAGCGAGGUCAGGUGACCAGGCUGCAGGGCGACCUCCGCGCCAUGAAGGCUGACCUUGAGACCUGGAAGGCUCGAGCGGAGACCUCCGAGAGAAAGGGCAAUGACCUAGAGAUGAAAAUAAAGAGUCUGGAGCGUGACCUGGAGCUGUCUGUACCAGGCGGGUCAUCAGCAGGAUUGGACAGACUACAGAAGGAGCUGGAUGGCCUGCGACACCAGUACAACACCUUAGACUUAGAGUAUGAGGAUGUGAAGUUACGUCUGGAGGAGGUUUCUUCGAGUGAGGAACAGCUGAAUGAGCUGAACCAGCAGCUGAAAAGGGACAUGGCACAGAUGGUGACUGAGUUUGACCAGGACAAGACUCAGGCUGUAGAGAAAGCCCAGCAAGCCUGUCUCCAGCUACAUGAAGACUCCAGCCACAAGCUGAGGGAGGAGCUAGAACAGCAGUAUGCUGAGCAGAGGAACACUGAUCUGCAGGCAUUUGAGAAAAGGGUCACAGACAUCCAGUCUGAGCUUGACCAAGCCUUAAAGCAGCUUGAUGGAGUGAAGGAGGACUACAUCCAGGUGUGUGGAGAGAAGGACUCACUGACAGACAGACUGAGAGAGGAACAUAUGAAGGAGAUGGAACAGAAACUUGCACAGGUUCAGAAGGAAUGUGUGAGGGAAAAGUGGGAUGCCCUGGAGAGUCUUAAGAUUGACCUUGAGGACAGUCAUAAGGUUGCCAUGGCAACUGUCAGGGAGAAGUGGUCCAGGGAGCAAGAAGAGGAGACAAGAAGAGAAAUAGAAACAAAGGUUGCCAUGGCGAAGGUUGAGUGGGUAGAGGAACAGAGCCAGGCGAGGAGGGCAGCCAUCGAAGCUGCUGUGAAGGCAGCAGAGCAGGAGUGGCUGGCACGGCACGAGGUCGAGUCUGAGGGAGACUUUGAUGAAAGGUUACAACAAGCCAAACAGCAGUGGCAGGUGCAGCAGGAGGCAGCCAUCAGGGAGGCGCUGGUCAGGGCUAAGGCAGAGUGGGACAAAGAGGCAGCUGAGAACAGGGAGGAGGAGUUUCAUCGACUCCUGGCUACAGAGAAAGAUGCUUGGUCCACCCAGUCUGCUACAGAGAGAGCUCAGGCCAUCCAAACUGCUGUUAAAUCAGCUGAAGUGGACUGGAUAUCAAAGAACCAGGAAAGUGUUGGCAGGCAGAUUGAGCAGGCUCUUACAGCUGCCCGGAGCAAGUGGAUGUCUGAACAGGCACUGGAACGACAGAAACAUGGGCAGGAGAUGGAGGUCUUUAGGAAAGAACAGUUAGAACAGCAGGAAGAGAACACUAAGAGAGAGGUGUCCAUAGCCCUGAAGGCAGCCCGACAGGAGUGGGAAAAGGAACAGAAGAAACAGAAGGAGCUGGCUGUGACCCAGGCGGUGCAGGAGGCCACCAGGCACCUCCAGCAGAGGAUGGAGGCUGACAGGGAGAAACAACUACAGGGCACAAUAAACAACCUUCAGGAGGAGCUGCAGAAACUGCGAGUAGAACAAGAUAACGUCAUUCAACAAGAGUUAUCCACAGCUCGUGCAGCAUGGGAGAAAGAACAAUCUCAGGAGGAGAACUGGGAGAAACAAGAACUUCAGAACAAGAUACAGGACUAUGUCAAGCAGCUGGAGAGGUCAGAGGGCAAAGUUCAGGAGUACCAGAAGGAGCUGGAGAGGUUAGAGGUCAGAUGGAGGGGUGAGAUUGAUUUGGAGAGGCAGCGGUUGGACAGAGAUCAUGAAGUGGACUUGGAGACCAUCGUUGUGGAGAAGGAGAGGUUGAAAGAUAGAAUAGAGCAGUUGGAACAACAGUGUAAGAGAAAGGAGCUUCUUCUGAAGAAAGAGCUUGAAGCCCUGAGAAGUAACCUGACCACUGAGCACCAGAGAGACAGGCAAACCUGGGAACAAGACCAGGCCAGCCAGCAGGAGAUCUGGGAACGAGAACGGGCCAGUCUGGAGUCCAAACUGGCUCACUCAGAGACGAGGAUAAAACGGCUGGAAGAAAGGUCCAAAAAGGAACUGGAAUUUCUGCAAAAGAACCUGACUGCUGAACAGAAAGACUUGAUGGACAGACUAGAGGAAGAGAAGACAGAAUUGACAGAAGAAUUGAGAAGAGCUCUGAAAGAAAAAGGAAAGUUGGAAGAAACGUUACAAGGGGAAAAGGAAAAGCUCAGGAUGAAACUUGAGGGAAAAUAUAACAAGGAGAUAUCUGCUUUGGAGACCAGAAUCUCGGAACUUGAGAAGGAACGGGCUGCUGCCAUGGCAACUAGCCAGCCACACCCCUCGGAGAAAAGGAAAGACAUGGUACAGACACCCUGUCAGACUGACUUUGAUUUGGAGUCCUUGCCCGAGAACGCCAGCGAGGGUAUGCACGAACUCAGGAACCACUAUCUCACUACUGUCAACAAGAUCAAAGAUGACGUGAAACAGUUUUUGGAGUCCAGUCGCUCCCGGACAGCGGAAAGCCUGAAGAAGGAGGUGACGAGAGAGAAGCACCUGACAGGACGGAAGCUGAGGCGGUACUAUCUGCAGUGCCUUCACCAACUGUUGGAGGAGGAGAAGAGGGAGGGGGGACAUGGUAGCACCUUGAACAGUGCCAGGAAGAUGGCCAUCAUGGCUCAGACUCUGGAGUCAGCUCUGGACUCUGACAGGGACGACAACUCUACUACCUCAAGCCAGGAGAAAUCCAGAGGUGGACAAAGGUCGCGUCACGUGGAAUCAGAUGGUAACGAUGCUGGGGUAUCAACCAAUGGCAGCUCAAGGAAUGCUAACAGAGCAUCAUCCAGAAGAGGAGAAAUUAGAUCGUCCCAACCAAGAGCUUCUGAACGUAUGAAAGUCAGAAAUUGUAGGACUGGCAAUGCUUCAAGUACAACAUCUGGAAGGCAUAUGGCAAGGAAUAAAGAUUCUGGCAAACAAAGAAGUGCUGAUACCGCAGACUAUGCAACUCAGAAAGUGUCUGAACGACAAGAUACAAUGGGCAGCUAUUUAGAGGAAAGAAAUGGCUUUGAAGGCUCUAAUCAGAAGGCAAAGUUCCCUCCAAAUUCCACAACAUUGGAACAUUCAAGGCAGUUCCAUUCUAUGGAAAGUUUAUCGACCACAGCAGGGGAGACGACGUCUGGAAGGGCAUCUCCUGUGAACAUCACGGUGAGAGCAAGGGAUCAGUUUAAGCCUCUUUCUGCUCACGCACAUUCUUUGGAAGACCUUACACUCUCAGGUGGGAAAUCCUUUGGUCUCAAAACCAGCGGAGACAGAAGAUACAACAACAGUUCACAGUCACAAAAGAGAGAGAGGGAUAGAGCUGAUAGCAUGAGUAGUGAGACCUCCGUGGAAGAAAGGACUGAUCAAGCUGACAAGAAGAGAAGGCAGAGGGAUGUUGGAAAAUCCUCCACCAGGCAAACUGGUUCUAUUGGUCAAGAAAAAUACAGGCACCAGCCAAUCACAAAGGAGAACAGUAGGUCAGUUGACAGGAGACAACCAAUGAGAGUUCCUCCCCCUAACAAGGAGAUGCAAGUGAUGCUAGCCGAGGUGUCUGUUUCACCAAAGAAACCGAUUCCCUUGGUAACACGACAUACACAGGCUCCAUCCCCGGCACCCUCUGAUAUUUCCAUUGACUCUGAGUAUAUAGAACUCCCUACAAGACUUGCUAUGUCUGACAAACCAAGACCAGGCAAAAGCAGGGAAAAGGAAAACCAUCCAGAUCAAACCAUUCACAGCCAGUUCCAACCGGAAGAAUCCAGUUACAGCCAGAACACUCCAGUUGUAUCCAGUUCUGACCAGAAUGGCUUGUACAGAACCAAACCCCACAGUAGGACAAAUAUCACCCCUCAGACUGCUAGCAAAUCAGCAAAGGUUUCAUCCUAUCCUAAAGCACAUGUGGGCAAGGAUAGACAUGUGCAGAGUGUCGAUGUAAGAAAAUGUGCAGGCAGCUCUGUACAUCCACUGAGAAUACAGAGGCUGUUGCAACAGGAUAGUGGCAUCGACAGCCCCUCAAAUGGGGGACAGUGAUUGUUACUUACCCAAGUUUGUAUCUAGUAAAUAGUAUUAUAAUGUAAUGUAGUAUUAUAAUUUAUAAUUUAAAAAAAAUUGAAAUAUUAUUUGAUAAUGUCAGGUAGAAGCAUAUAGUAUAUAAAAUCAUUUGUAUCAUAAUACCUUUACUUAGUGUCAGGAUAAAAUAUACAAUGAAUUUACAUGGUUAAAUGUCUCAAAAUUGCUAUUACUUCUUUGUGUGGACUCUUUAAAGCAGAGAAUUUUAAACACAUUUUGUAUUUCAUGUACUUCUACAUUGCCACCACAAAAAGGCUGCUACCUUCAAUUUAAAAGCUAAAGAGUGGAUCAUUACAAUCAUAUCUUUGUUCUCAGAUUAUUCAGAAUUGUGGCACAUAAGAUCAUUUAUUUUUGCCCGUUAUCUAUACACUUGCUGUGCAUAUUUUACAGACAUGUACUCAGAAAAAAAUGACUGUUUUUGUACAAAGUGUAAUUGGAUGUAAUUUUUAAUUAAGUAAUGUUUCAAUCAGAGUUGAAUGGAAUGAAAUAAAAUUCUACUUUCAUGU